UUACUCUGAAAGAGUUGAAUCAUCCUUUGAUGUGUUAUAAUCAUGGGAUUAAAGUUUUAGGUUCUGUUAAUGGGUUGCUUUGCAUUUCUAAUGUUGUUGAAGAUAUUGCUGUGUGGAACCCAUCAACUAGAAAGCAUCGUGUGGUGCCCUUUUUGCCUAUUGAGCUGAAAAGGUAUUUUGGGACCAAGUCUUGUAGUGUUUAUGUGUUUGGAUUUGGGUAUGAUAGUGUUAGGGAUGAUUAUAAGCUUGUUAGGAUUGCGCAAUUUGGAGGUGGGGGGAAGAGGAGUUUUGAGUCUGAGGUUAAGGUAUAUAGUUUGAGGAAACAAUCGUGGAGGAGGAUUGGUGAUAUGCCUUAUUGUGUUCACUAUCCUGGUGCAAAUGGGGUUUUCGCUAAUGGUGCUUUGCAUUGGGUUGUGGGUGAGAAUCCUGAAUCGAAUGUGGCAAAUAUAGUUGUUGCAUUGGAUUUAGGAGUCGAGGAUUAUAGGGAGCACGUCGUGAACACUAUCAAGAUAUAUUGUUCCUUCAUAUCUGUAUAUUAA
Populus nigra (black poplar) is the source of this 539-nucleotide messenger RNA. Its product is annotated as F-box protein CPR1-like. The transcript has a single exon. Gene Ontology annotation, molecular function: protein binding. Lineage: Eukaryota; Viridiplantae; Streptophyta; Magnoliopsida; Malpighiales; Salicaceae. Bases 30 to 539 code for a protein of 169 amino acids. The record is from RefSeq and is a predicted model, not a curated record.